Molecule: messenger RNA, 1122 nt
Organism: Rotaria sp. Silwood1
Lineage: Eukaryota; Metazoa; Rotifera; Eurotatoria; Philodinida; Philodinidae
Source: the annotation of a GenBank genome assembly
AUGGUCGAAGUACUUAAAACUCAAAUACAAUCGGGUGCUUCACCAUCACGUAUUAUUGCAUUAGGUUGGGUUCAUCAUCUAUUUGAAUGUCUUCAAGAUCAGAUGGCUUCACAUAUCGAUGUUCUAUUUCCAACAUUAUUUCGUGUAUUAAGCGAUCCAUCUGAUGAGUCUCCAACAUCAGUAACUACUACAUAUUCACCAUUAUUAUUACGAAAAAAGUUUAAUAAACAGCAACAUCCAUAUACGACAGAAGCUGUGCUUUUGGUUUUACAAGUUUUUGCAUUAAUAUCAACAUCAAAUCGAACAAAUACAGAUAGAAAUUAUAAUGAUUAUUUUACAAAAUUUAUUAUUGUACUUAUGGAUUUAUUUCGUACAGAUCGACCGCUUUUAGAAGCUCGUGGAUCAUUUAUUAUUCGGCAAUUAUGUAUGCUUCUUUCACCCGAAGAUAUAUAUAAAACAUUAUCUGAAACAUUAGCUAAUGAACCUGAUACUAAUUUUGCUUCAAUAAUGGUUAAAAUUCUUAGUUCAAUAUUAUUAACCUCAACAGAAUUAUAUGAUUUAAGAGUUAAAUUAAAAAAUUUACAAACAAUAGAAAGUGCUGAUUUAUUUGUAUGUCUUUAUAAAACAUGGUGUCAUAAUCCAAUAGCAUUAGUUGCAUUAUGUUUUUUAUCACAAAAUUAUGAUCAUGCUUGUACACUUGUUCAAUUAUUUGCGGAAAUUGAAGUGACUGUUGAUUUUUUAAUUGAAAUCGACAAACUUGUUCAACUACUUGAAUCACCUAUUUUUACAUAUCUUCGCUUGGCACUUCUUGAUGUAGAAAAUAAUCAAACAUUAAUUCGUGCAUUAUGUGGUUUAUUAAUGUUAUUACCGGGUAAAACAGAUGCAUUUCAUAUAUUAAGAAGACGUCUUGAAUGUGUACCGAAUUUUAUUGAUAAAUUUACAUCAGUUGAUAAACGCAUUGUUAAUUUAUCAAUAAAUACUAAAGAAAAUGGAACUAUAAAUGAUUCACGUAAAAAUAUUAAUUUUGAUGAAUUACAACAAUAUUAUUUAUCUAUACAGAACAAACAUGUAGAUUCAAAAAGACAAAGAUAUCGUUAUGCACCUACGUCCGAUGGCUUAUAA